AUGACGGGCUCGCAGGCGGUCGGAAGGCACUGCAGCCUCCACACGUCUUCUCACAGCAAUGGCCGACAGGAGGUCAGUAGCUCACGCUCGUCCCGCUCGGGCGUGCGUUCACGCGGCGGCGAGGAGCCCCAGCAACCGCACGUGGGGAACUACCGCUUGCUCAAGACCAUUGGCAAGGGCAAUUUUGCCAAGGUCAAACUAGCCCGGCACAUCCUCACCGGCAGAGAGGUAGCCAUUAAAAUCAUAGACAAGACACAACUGAACCCCAACAGUCUUCAGAAGCUCUUCAGAGAAGUUCGAAUAAUGAAGAUUUUGAAUCACCCCAACAUUGUUAAGCUGUUUGAAGUCAUCGAGACAGAGAGGACACUAUACCUGGUAAUGGAGUACGCCAGCGGAGGCGAGGUCUUCGACUAUCUGGUAGCACAUGGAAGAAUGAAGGAAAAAGAGGCCAGGGCUAAAUUUAGACAGAUUGUAUCGGCGGUGCAGUACUGCCACCAGAAGCACAUCGUCCACAGAGACCUGAAGGCGGAAAACCUGCUGCUAGACGCCGACAUGAACAUCAAGAUCGCUGACUUCGGCUUCAGCAACGAGUUCACGCUUGGCAACAAGCUGGACACCUUCUGCGGUUCACCGCCCUACGCCGCACCUGAGCUCUUUCAGGGCAAGAAGUACGACGGGCCUGAGGUGGAUGUCUGGAGUCUGGGCGUCAUCCUGUACACGUUGGUCAGUGGUUCGCUGCCUUUUGACGGACAGAACCUCAAGGAACUCCGUGAGCGAGUGCUGCGAGGCAAGUACCGAAUCCCCUUCUACAUGUCCACCGACUGCGAGAACCUCCUCAAGCGCUUCCUUGUGCUCAAUCCGGCCAAGCGCGGUACUCUCGAGGUGAGGGAGGACGUCCAAAACCAAAUCAUGAAGGAUCGAUGGAUCAACGCGGGAUUUGAGGACGAUGAACUGAAGCCGUACGUUGAGCCUGAGUUGGACAUCACUGAUCAGAAGAGAAUAGACGUGAUGGUAGGCAUGGGCUACAACCUGGACGAGAUCCAGGAGUCUCUGGCCAAGAUGAAGUAUGACGAGAUCACCGCCACGUACCUGCUGCUAGGCCGCAAGGCCUCGGAGCUGGAGCACGGCGAGUCGGCAUCCAGUAGCAACCUAUCACUGGCCAAGCCCAGACCCAACAGCGAGCUCAAUGGCCAGUCACCCUCGCACCUCAAAGUCCAGCGCAGCGUCUCGUCCAACCACAAGCAAAGACGCUACAGCGAGCAAGUUGGGCAGAACGCGAGCGCUGGCACGGCCCACCCCAAGCGCAGCCAGACGGCCGCCGUCGACAACGGCAAGGAUGACGGUGGUGUCCAGCUGCGCAAAUCUGGGGCUCCAGGAAGCCGCGGCGCCCCGCCCGCCAGCCCCUUGCUCGGCAACGCCAACAACCCCAACAAGGCUGACAUACCUGACCGCAGAAAAGGCGCUACCGUAGGACAAACUAACAACACGGCAUCAGCGGGGAUGACACGCAGGAACACGUACGUGUGCAGCGACCGAAACAACACCGACCGCCUGUCCGUCAUUCCCAACGGGAAAGAAAACAGCAUGAGCUCAGUGGCCCGUGCAGUCAGCCCCUCGCCGUCCCUCCGGUGCCAGGCGGCCGGCCCCUUGUAUGCUUGCCAGGCGGGCUGGGCCACGCUGCCACACUCCUACUACGCAUUGGACUACUGCCCGUCCAACGUGUCGGUGUCUCCAGGCGGUCAGCGUAACCCGGUGGCAUCCACUCACAGUGUAGCAGCGGCAGCCACACCAGAGCGCCUGCGUUUCCCACGCGGCACAGCCAGCCGCAGCACCUUCCACGGCGGGCAGCUGCGCGAUCGCCGCACGGCCACCUACAACGGGCCGCCCGCCUCACCCACUCUCUCGCACGACGCUUCGCCGCUCUCGCAGACGCGUUCCCGCGCCACCAGCAACCUCUUCUCCAAGCUCACCUCUAAGCUCACGCGCAGAAACAUGUCAUUCAGGUUUACCAAAAGAGUCUCCACAGAGUUUGAGAGAAACGGGAGACUCGAGGGUUCAAGCCGCCAUGUCCCAGGCGGGGAACCCAAAGGCGAAGGCAAGGACGGCAAGCCGCGCUCUCUGCGCUUCACCUGGAGCAUGCGCACCACUAGCUCCAUGGAGCCGUCUGACAUCAUGCGGGAGAUCCGCAAAGUGCUAGACGCCAACAACUGCGACUACGAGCAGCAAGAGAGCUUCCUGCUGCUGUGCGUGCACGGCGACGGGCGGGCCGAGAACCUGGUCCAGUGGGAGAUGGAGGUCUGCAAGCUGCCUCGUCUCUCGCUCAACGGCGUGCGCUUCAAGAGGAUAUCGGGCUCUUCCAUGGCCUUCAAGAACAUUGCCUCCAAGGUCUCCAACGAGCUCAAGCUAUGA
Molecule: messenger RNA, 2409 nt
Organism: Nerophis lumbriciformis (worm pipefish)
Lineage: Eukaryota; Metazoa; Chordata; Actinopteri; Syngnathiformes; Syngnathidae
Source: RefSeq, a predicted model, not a curated record